UGCGCGGCUUGUUUUGCGGGCAUUUCGAAGAACAACACAGUCAAGUUGUCUUUUUAUGAUAUUCAGAAUGAUGAGUGAGAGCCGAGUGUUUAUUUGUACUGCUUUUAGUUAUAAAUUAUAGUGUUUAGAGAGACAUUAUUCAUGACAUAGACAGUAAUCAAACUCCACAGCGGGAUCCGGUUGCUCGACAAGCCGAGAAUGUAUUAUGAAAAUAAACAAGACUGUCAUGACUGUGAGUGUUGAGAGUGACUGGGCCGGCUGUUCGCCGUUCUUCACGUAAAAACAGUUAUUUAUCCAGACGCGCAAGGCCCAAGGGAAGUUAUACAAUCAAAUCUACCAAAAUGCUGAGAAGACUUGCUCCAAGUCAGCUCUCCCAGUCUCAACAGACUCAGCCGAGUAAACGCAAGAAUAAUGAGGACGUUUGUGGUAAAAGGCUCUCAUCCCAAAAGAAGUUGAAGUUAGAUUCUGACUCCAGUAAUGUUGGCAGUUCACCGUCAGCCGGGUCCAGGUUCACAUCCAUCAUGAGGAGACCUCUCAACUUACUGAAUAACACCAACUGCAGCCCGGCAAGAUCAUCUCAUGAAGAGGCAAUCAAGAAUAUUCUCUCACGGCCGUUCAAGAUACCUAUUCCCAACUACAAAGGAUCUACGCUUGCUUCAAGGGGUCUUGGCAUCCGUCGUCAAGGGGCACGUCAGCCCCUUCAUGAUCCUUACGAGGAAGGGGCACUCGUGCUGUAUGCACCGGAGGAGCUGAGUGCACAGGAGCAGCUUACUGUCGACAGAGAGAAAGUGGAGGUGCACGUGGUUGUUGACCCUCAGCUUUCAAAGGUUCUGCGUCCUCAUCAGAGAGAGGGAGUCAAGUUUCUGUGGGACUGCGUGACUGGAAGACGCAUUCCCAAAAGCUAUGGGUGCAUCAUGGCAGAUGAAAUGGGACUUGGUAAGACUCUUCAAUGCAUAGCUCUCAUGUGGACCCUACUCAAACAAAGCCCGGAUGCAAAGCCAGAACUGGACAAGGUUGUUGUUGUAGCGCCCUCAAGUUUAGUCAAGAAUUGGUACAACGAGAUCAGCAAAUGGUUAGGCAGUAAGCUGAACGCCAUGGCCAUUGAUUCAGGAACCAAAAAGGAAAUAGACACCAACCUGGCUUCAUUCUUGGCUCAACAUGGCCGACGAACAUCACAUCCUAUUCUUAUCAUCUCAUAUGAGACGUUUCGUCUGCAUGCUGCAACCCUUCAUAAAGGAUCAGUGGGUCUCGUCAUAUGUGAUGAGGGCCAUCGUUUAAAGAACUCUGAGAACCAGACUUACCAAGCGCUGAAUGGAAUGAAUGCAAAGAGACGGGUGUUGCUGUCCGGAACGCCCAUUCAGAACGAUCUGCUAGAAUACUUCAGCUUGGUUCAUUUCGUCAACGAGGGAAUCCUUGGAACAUCACAGGAAUUCAAGAAGAAGUUUGAGUUGCCGAUCCUGAGAGGUCGUGACGCCAGCUCUAGCGACAAAGACAAACAGCGAGGCCAAGAAAAACUACAGGAGCUUGCAGUAUUGGUCAACAAAUGCAUCAUCCGAAGAACAUCUGCCCUUCUGACGAAAUACCUUCCAGUUAAAAUUGAACAGGUUGUGUGUUGUAAGAUGACGCAGCUUCAAACAUCCCUGUACAAACAAUAUGUGUCCAGCAAGAUGUCUGAAUGUGGGACAAGCAACAGCGGCAAGAAUUCAGCGUCUUCUCUCUCUGCCAUUACACAACUCAAGAAACUCUGCAAUCACCCAGCAUUGAUCUAUGACAAGUGUCAAGAUUCGCAGAGUGAUUUCGCAGAUUGCACCGAGCUGUUUCCAAACAACUACAAUCAUGGGAAGGUACAACCAGACCUAUCAGGCAAGAUGUGUGUCUUGGACUAUUUGCUGGCCAUGACUCGGAGUACAACCAGUGAUAAGGUGGUCUUAGUUUCCAACUACACACAAACUCUGGAUCUUUUUGAGCAACUCUGCAGACAGAGAAACUAUAUCUUUGUGAGACUGGACGGCAGUAUGUCCAUCAAGAAAAGGGCCAAGAUGGUGGAGAGGUUCAACAAUCCUAGUAGUCCAGAGUUCAUCUUUAUGUUAAGCAGUAAAGCUGGUGGGUGUGGCUUAAACUUGAUAGGAGCCAAUCGGCUGGUCAUGUUUGACCCCGAUUGGAAUCCGGCCAAUGAUGACCAAGCAAUGGCCAGAGUGUGGAGGGACGGACAGAAGAAAGAAUGCUUCAUCUAUCGCCUACUCUCAACGGGUACGAUAGAGGAGAAGAUAUUCCAGCGUCAGGCUCACAAGAAAGCUCUGUCGAGCUGCGUCGUCGACAAUGAAGAAGACGUCGAGAGACAUUUCUCUCUGGAUCAGCUCCGUGAUUUAUUCCCUCUGAAUGAGAAUACCAUCAGUGACACCCAUGACAAGUUCAACUGUCGUCGCUGUGUCAACAACAUCCAGGUCCGUCCCCCACCGCCAGACUCAGACUGUAACAGUGAUCUUAGCAAUUGGAGCCAUUGCAGCAGUAAGCGUGGCGUCACGGACUGCAUCUUAAAGAAAGCUAUGGAGAUGGACAGUAUAUCUUUCAUCUUCCACCAUCGAUCACAUGAACAGAUUAAAACUGUUUAGAGGAGCUGAGGAAGAUUUCUGCGAUAGAUGGAUAACUCUUUCUUGAGGUAUUGGAAUUGUUAUUAAAUAAAUUCUUUGUAUCUUAAAGAAAGCAAUGGAGAUGGACAGUACCGGUAUAUCCUUCAUCAUUGAUGAUCUUCCACCAUCAAUAACCAAAACAGAUUAAAACUGUUUAGAGGAGCUGAGGAAGAUUUCUGCGAUAGAUGGAUAACUCUUUCUUGAGGGAUUGGAAUUUUUAUUAUUAAAUAACUCUCUAUAUCUUAAAGAAAGCAAUGGAGAUAGCUAGUACAUGUAUAUCCUUUAUCAUUGAUGAUCUUCCACCUUUGAUAACAAAAACAGAUUAAAACUGUUAAGAGUAUCUGGGGAGUAUUUCUGUGGCGCAUGGAUGAUUCCUUCUUUAGUGGAAUUGUUAUUAUUAUAUAAUUCUCUAACAUCAUCGUCAUCAGUCGGCUGUACAGCAGGUGGACACAAGCUUUUCCCAUUCUAUCCUGUCUUGUGCUAUUCUCCGAAUCUCAAGUGGGGAGAGCAGAGUGUCCGUUGACUCUAACCUUGCGAUGCACUCUGCGUAUAGUAGGCGCUGGUGACCUAUACAUCUUCUCUAUAUCUUAAAGGAACAAUAAAGAAUUGGUUUUGCUAGCAAAAAAAAGUUGCUGGCAGUGUAAGCAAUAUUAUGUGAUCCACUAUAUACAUAAACUGACAAACCUGUAGAAGUUUGAGAUCGAUCUGCCAUCUUGGUCACAAGAGAUAAGUAAAAAAACAAUUACAAAUUUUGCUUAGCAUUGAUUCCAAAACAAAAAUGAAUAAAACUCCAAAUGCGAAAUUAG
This is a messenger RNA of Asterias rubens (European starfish), 3436 nucleotides long. Its product is annotated as DNA repair and recombination protein RAD54-like. Gene Ontology annotation, cellular component: nucleus. Gene Ontology annotation, molecular function: ATP binding; DNA translocase activity; hydrolase activity, acting on acid anhydrides. NCBI's taxonomy places the organism in Eukaryota, Metazoa, Echinodermata, Asteroidea, Forcipulatida, Asteriidae. Gene Ontology annotation, biological process: reciprocal meiotic recombination; double-strand break repair via synthesis-dependent strand annealing. The transcript is spliced from 23 exons. The record is from RefSeq and is a predicted model, not a curated record. Bases 342 to 2612 code for a protein of 756 amino acids.